GUCACUGUGAGGGUGCUCUUCUCGAAGUGCCCUUCGUAGGGCGCACUUCACUGGUUUGGAAGCGCUGUGGGUUUCUGAAUUCAGAGAAGCUCACAUUGCCUAAAUACAGAGGAUAUCAGCAUUAAACACACAUAUUCAAAACCUGACCAGAUGAAACAUAUUCAGCAAGUUGGUACCUCUCUGUAUUUCACUUAGUAAGAAACUUCUGGAAGUAGCAUCCCGUCGGUUAGAGCAGUUCUCUGGGUUAAACCAUUACCACACAGGAGACAUCACUCAUGUUUACUAGCACUUUACUGCACUGCAUGUUAACUUGGGCCGGGGAGGCGCGAGACUUUAUGGAACAAUCCAGAGAAGCUAACUCUGAAACAAUGGAGCUGGUUCUUGUCACUCAUGUCGUCGAUGCCAUCACAUUCUGGGCUCAGAAUGUGACUGAGGACAAGGCCUGUGAGAAGAUGGAUACAGUCCUCGCAGAACAGUGCCCUAAUGCACAGAGAGUGAAAGGGAAGCCAAGUCCCCACAAGGUUUAUGGUGCCUGCUACUCAGGAGACAGAUGCUGGUACAGGUGCAAAGUGCAGAAGCAGAUAGAUGACACAUUUCACGUUGCUUAUAUUGAUUAUGGGAAUGAGGAGGUGGUAGGGAGGUCAGAUCUAGUUGAACUGCCAGAGGACUUGCAGUCAGCCGCACUUGCCAAAAGAUACAAGUUCUGGGGCUUUCACUUGGCAAGUGAACAGGAUUCACCACAUUACUCCCAGGGGAAGUCCUUUCUUCAGAAUCUGAUAUAUGGAAAGAAGUUGCGCAUUAACAUGAAGUCCGAGUGCUUUGAUGGAACGAUCCUGGUUAAGGCAUUUCAGGGCAAUCUGGACAUUGGUGAAGAAGUGUUAAAGUUUAAAUUCGCAACAGUGACUCUUCCAGGCAACAGAGAGAGUCAGUCUCCCGCUAAAGCUCUCCAGAAGCAGACCGGACUGUGGUCUUCCAGGAGACUUCAGGGAGACUGUGAUAGCACAGGCUCUUCAGGAUAUAUGCCCAAGUUACGCCCCGUUUUCAAAAAGCCUCAAGUCUUAAAAGAGCAAAGCACCAACAAAACUGUAACAGCUGCCACUGUGCCAGAAGUAAUGGCUGCCAAUGUGCCAGAAGCAGAGAGGGAGCUGAUAAACGAGAGCCAGCAGCCUAAUGCAGAGAUGGUCAUCCAACAGCUGUGUAGUCAGGUCACUGAGCAAAUGCCGAGUGAAGCCAAAUCAGAGCUGCAGAGGGCAAGAGAAGAGGUGGAAGAGAAAAUGAAGGAGUUAAACAAACUUGAGAAGGAGAAGAGUGACCUCCAGAAUCAUGCAGAUCAUCUACAGCAGCAGCUGAAGGAAGCCAGAUUGGAGCUGCAGAAAGCGAGUGAGGUGUGUCCAGGAAAAGACGAGUGCGUGGAAGUCAACAUGGAAUCAAGAGUAUGUGAGAGGUUCUCUCAACUGGCUGAGAAAGUGGAAGCGGUGAGAAGAAACAGGGAAAGUAAUAAGUGCACUACUGCAGAGGAAUGUCUGUCUGAAUCCAUACCAGUGGUGGUCAACAACAGAAUUGUCAUGCCUCUUACAUCAGAAACACUCGAGAUGGCAUGGGACGACUACAGACAGGCCUUAAAGCAGCUUAAAGAGUGUCAAAGUAAGGGGGAGUUGGAGGACCUGGUGAACAGCAGGAAUCGGGCUCGCAGUGUUCUCCUAACUGCCAUAGAUGACUUCCUUCUGGUGGUGGGCAAUCUGCCAAUUACUGAUCGCUUGAACACCCUAAAGGAUGUCAGCUCAUCACUGAUGGCUGUGUUUGGUUCAGUCUCAACAGAUGAUGUUCAGGAUCAGUUUUUAGAACAAUUCUGUGAGUGGAGAACUCAAAAGCAUCAUAACUUCAGAAAUGUGCGUCAGGCGACAGAUAAGGCCCUCUGUGCUCUCAGUGACUGGGCAGCCAACACCAGCAAGUUUUUCUGCUUGACAGAGAAGACUGCUGUGACCCUGGAAGCUGUUGGUGCAGGAGUGGAUGAGCUUCUGAAGCAGGCGGAGUCUGAUGUGUGUGAGGAGCUGAACAGUAAAUUCUUUGAUCAAAAUCCCGAGGACAUGAAAAUAAUGUCUACUGCAUGCCGUAUAGUGAUGCAGCGUAUCCAAAAAGAGGAGCAUCUACUUCGUGGCCUCAGAGAGAUGUAUGAAGAUAACAAAAAGUUUAAGGAGGACAUGGUGCAAUGGCAGAACAGCUCACCUAAAGCAGAUGAGCUCUUACACAUAAAGAAACGCAUCAAGAGCCUGCGUUCACAGUUGCGUUGGAAACUGGUAGAGGUGGGCUGCCUGGAAGAGGCUGAUGACCUGGAUCUGCCUGAGAUUCUUAGGAAAAAGGAAGAGAUUGCUGAAACAAGGAAUGCUCUCUUUCAGCAAAUUAGGCAAGAGAAAGAGCAAUAUGUAAAACUCUGUGAGCUGGUUAAAGGAAACUUUCCUGAGCUUCUGCUGCUGUAUCCUGAGGCAGACAUCAGCAGUUACCUGCUCUCUGAGGGGCUGUUAAUGAAGAGUUUGGAUCGAGACAUAUUUGAUGCUGAGCCAAUGAGAGAGCUGAGUGGGCGCAGACCACUAGUGUGUACCGAGUUCCAGUGCCAGAAGGUGGUGCUCAAGGGCUACUCUGUGGAUGAAGAGUCAGAAGUGAGGAUGAUUAAGCAGGCCGCGCAAUAUCACAAAGCUCAGAAUCAGCAUCCCUCCACUGCCAUGCCUCUGCUGGGCCUGUUCUUCGGCAAGUCGGAUCCUCUGGCCUACAUCAUGGUGCCUUACUACUCGAAUGGGAGUCUGAAAGCUUUGCAGAAACUCAGCCCACUGACACCUUCUGAGAUUAGGAGGGGGAUGAGAGGAGUACUUCUUGGGCUACGGAGUCUGCAUGAAUCCUGCAUUACACAUGCCUCUCUGAAUGCCAGCAACGUGUUUGUUCUCAACCGAGAGCAAGGCAUCGUAGGGGAUUUUGAUUUCACAAAGACACCAGAGCAGAGGGCUGUGGACUGUGGCAUGGUGGCUGGCUCUAUCAGUCUGGUGGCUCCAGAGCUAAGACAGAGUGAGCCACCCUCUCCAGCCACGGACAUGUACGCUUUCGGAGGCCUCAUGCUCUGGCUUCAUGCUCCUGACUGCACUGGAGAUGUGGACAAUGAGCAUGGCCCAGGGUUGUCUGGAUUACAGCUGGGUGUCAAAGUCCAAACUCUCCUCUCAAAGCUGCUGGUCUGUUCUGGAAGACUGUCAGCUGCUGAAGCACUGUGUGAUGAUUACUUCCUCUCACUUGAAAACUGAAAAAAAAGAAGAAGAAGAAGAAUAUAAAAUUGUGUUCAUUUUUGUUGCACUGAUUGUUAUAGUUUUAAUUAUUUGUUUUUUGUUAAAAAAGAGAAAUAAUCAAGAAGGAUACUUUUGAAGUUUUGUUUAAACAAAUAAAAUAUACCUAAUAAUGUUGAUGAUGUGCUGAACAACUUACAACAUGGCACCUUUUGUUUGAACCCACCCUUUUUUUCAAGUGAUCAGAAAUAUGUAACUGACAUGUGUUUCUUGUUGCCACCCAGGUGUGCCCUGUUACACUGAUUGUUUAAACAAUUAAUAGCUCUGAAUGUCUACUCUUGGUUUGAGCUCUGGGUUUCACCUGUGAAGACUCAAUUUGUUAAAAAAGAUAAACCAACAUGAAGACCAGAGAGCUGUCUAUGGGAGAAAAGCAAGCCAUUCUGAAGCUGAGAAAAGAGGGAAAAUCAGAGCCAUUGCAUAAGAACUGGGCAUAGCCAAUACAACAAUUUGGAAUGUACUGAAUAAGAAAGAAACCACUGGUGUGCUAACAAUCAGACACUGAACAGGUCAGCCAAGGAAAACAACAGCAGUUUGAUGACAGACUGUAAGAGCUGUGAAGAAAAACCCAAAAACAGCAGUCAGUGACAUCACCAACAACCUCCACAGGGCAGGGGUGAAGGUAUCACAAUCCACCGUUUGAAGGAGACCUCAAGAGCAGAAAUAUAGAAACCAUACCACAAGAUGCAAACCACUCAUCAGCAGUAAGAUGAGUAAAUGAGUAGUAAAUUUAUUUAUUUUUGUGGGUCUCCCCAAAUCGUUGACGGUGUCUCGUAUUUCAGACGCAUGACUGAGUACAUAAACAAUAACCGCUUUAUUAAAAUGCAGUUACUGGACGUCGUUUCAUUAUCCAGAGGUAAAGAAGUAAUGUCUCAAAGAUGCCUUCAGCAAGAGCAAGAGCCUUUUAAAACAUUUUUCAGUCCUACUGGCUUAUGUGCAUAAAGCAUGGUUGACAUUACCAUUUGUUAUACUAUAAUAUAACGUAUACAUGGAUGCUCUUGAAUAAAAGGACACUUGAUUACACAAGCUUGAUUCGAGGGUGAAUGAAUGACUAUGGGGCAUAUUAACUUCUAACAUUUCACUUCUCUUUUUUCUGGUUAAAUACUGAAAAAAGUAUAUGUUUUAUUCAUAAAACAAAGACCACAAAU
Messenger RNA from Pangasianodon hypophthalmus (striped catfish), 4471 nucleotides. It is a transcript of the gene stk31, whose product is annotated as serine/threonine kinase 31. Lineage: Eukaryota; Metazoa; Chordata; Actinopteri; Siluriformes; Pangasiidae. The record is from RefSeq and is a predicted model, not a curated record. The transcript has 25 exons. Gene Ontology annotation, biological process: spermatogenesis; protein phosphorylation. Gene Ontology annotation, molecular function: ATP binding; protein kinase activity. The coding region runs from base 276 to 3287 and encodes 1003 amino acids.